This is a messenger RNA of Centruroides sculpturatus (bark scorpion), 1207 nucleotides long. RefSeq lists its product as uncharacterized. The record is from RefSeq and is a predicted model, not a curated record. Gene Ontology annotation, biological process: intracellular signal transduction. The transcript has a single exon. The coding region runs from base 108 to 983 and encodes 291 amino acids. NCBI's taxonomy places the organism in Eukaryota, Metazoa, Arthropoda, Arachnida, Scorpiones, Buthidae.
UUAUAAAAAUAUAUUGUUUUUUAUUUGUGAUUAACUUAUAAAUCAGUAACUGAAAUAAGUUCCAUCCAGGGAUUUGGCCGGUCUUCUUGCAUUAUUUCAAUUGAAAGAUGAAUGAGAUUGAUGAGAUCUCUUCAAAUAUUAAUCAGACAAUUUCAAUUUGUAACGAAGGAGAACAGAAUGAAUAUAUUCUUAAAACCAUGUUAGAAUUGUACUAUCAAGGUAAAGGCGAUGGGACUAUUUAUAAUAUGGCAAAAAUAGCUUAUCGUAUUCAGAUAAAAGAUAGUGAUUUGGUGUCUCAAGUUUUAACACUCAUCUAUAAGAAGGAUGGUCAUUUUUCGGCUCUCUUUGGUCACACUUUCAUUGACCUUAAUUUUACUUAUCCCUGGUGGACUUGGCGGAGACAUGAUGAAGAAUUAAAACACGGAGAACCAAUUCAUUAUUUUAUACAGCACGCUAAUAAAGCACAUUUAACUUUUGAUGGAGUUCGAUUCAUUGAUCUAAAUAUGCAUUUUCCCAUCAAUCAACCGCCAUUCGUAUUCUGUUAUCUAUUUUUAAAGCCAAAGAUGUUACUUCUGUUGUGUCGUCAUGGCGUAUCUAUCGAAAAUAAGUUGAAAUCAUGGUCAUGCGAAAGCCUUUUAUCUGUAUGGAUUCCAAUCGUAUUUGAAAAACAAGACAAAAUCUUAAAUGCCAACAAGAAGGAAGGUAAUGACAACAUCCUACAAAAUGUAAUUUCAUGCGUGAGAAUUCUAUUGAGAUGUGUUAGUUGUUUGAGAAAAGAAUUAUCUUUUAACGACCAGAUUCACAAGUUGAGUCAUUGGUUGCCUACAUUGGUUAACAGGCUUUGUCAACCCGCAGAAUUGCGACACUUGUGUCGAUGUGCCAUUCGAUCUAGACUCAGAAACAAUUGGUUUCUUCCACAUGGUAUCAAGAAGUUGCCUCUUCCAACUCUUCUUCAAAAUUAUAUUGAUCUUCUAGAAGAUUGAAAAAGAAUUAAUUUGACUAAAAUUUCAUUGAUGAUUUUAAAAAUCAUAUAUUCAUCAAAGGAAAUAUUUUUUAAAAAUUAUAAAAUCUAUAGAACUAGUAAUAAAUCUUAAUUACGUACUUGAAAUUAAAUUAUAAUAAACAUAAUUCAUAAUAAUUAAUGUAACAUACACGUAAUUGAUUUCGUUAAGAAAUGAAUGAUACUCGUAGAAAAUAUAAAUUUGCA